AUGUCUCGGGCUGCAUGGCUUGCUUCUUUGCUGCUACUGAUGCUACAUGCUGACCAACAUUCAACAAAGAUUAUGGACUGCAAGAAGUUGAAUGGGCACAACUUUGUUUUUCCUGUCUUUUACGAUGUAGAUCCCUCGUAUUACGAAACAACCAUUCAUGCGAACUACGAGCUCAUCAAGGUUCUCAGCUCAACUGGGAGCUCUUCAUUCUGCAAAUUACCAAUUUGUAGUUUUGCAGAUGCAUUUGCAAAGCAUGAUGUUGAAAGGGUGAAGUCCUUGAGAAGUGCUCUGACAACUGCUGCUGCUGAUAUGAUGAAGCUUCAGAGGCAAGAUGUUUUCCUUAGCUUCAGAGGCAAGGAUACUCGUGAUGGUUUCGUGAGUCAUCUGUACAAAGAUUUGUGUCGAAAGAAUAUCCAAACUUUUAUAGACGAUGGGGAGCUUCGAAAAGGAGAUGAAAUUUCAGGGGCACUGUUGACGGCCAUUCAAGGAUCCAGGGUUUCACUCAUUGUUUUCUCCAAAGACUACGCUUCUUCCAAAUGGUGCCUGGCUGAGCUGGUCAAGAUCAUGGACUGCAACAAAUGCAUUGUUCCUGUUUUUUACGGUGUAGACCCAAGAGAUGUACGGAACCAAAGAGGGAGUUUUGCAGAAGCAUUUGCAAAACAUGAAGAAAAUUUCAAGCAUGAGCUUGAAAAGGUGAAAACCUGGAGAAGUGCUUUGACUGCAGCUGGCAAAUUAUCCGGUUGGGAUUCACAAGUCAGUCGACCUGACUCAACUCUGGUAGAUAAAAUUAUCGAAGAUAUAGUGAAGAAAUUGAAUUGUGGAACCUCAAGCGCUAAUUUAAAGGGUUUAGUUGGAAUUGAAAGGCGGAUGCAGGAAGUUUUGUCAUUAUUUCAGGACGGAUUCCCAGAUUUUCGAAUGCUAGGCAUUUGGGGUAUGGGAGGUAUAGGCAAAACUACACUUGCCGACGCCAUUUAUCACCAUGUUUCAAAUGGUUUCCAAAGAUGCUGCUUUAUUGCAAACGUGAGAGAACAUGAUGAACAAAGAGAAUUAUUAAAAUUGCGUACGGAAUUUCUUUCAACUAUAUUAGAAGAUGAAAAUUUAUAUAUCUCAACUCCCACAAUCGGAUCAGGCUUUCUUAAGGACAGGCUUUCCAAGAAGAAGGUUCUGAUAGUUUGUGAUGAUGUGUCAAAGUCAAGUCAACUCAAGUUUUUAUUCGGAGGGAUCGAUCGGUUCGGCCGUGGAAGUCGAGUCCUUGUUACCACUAGAAAUAAACAAGUGCUUAUCCAGUGUGGCAUGGAUCUGGAUCGCAUUUAUGAUGUGAAGAAAUUAAAUUAUUAUGAAUCUGUUCAGCUCUUUUGUCAACGUGCCUUCAAAAGUAGUCAUCGUAUAGAAUAUCAAUUGAAGCUAUCAGAGAUGGUUUUAAGUGUUGCUGAUGGAAACCCUUUAGCCAUUACACUUAUCGGAUCCUCUCUGUGUGGCAAGACCAAAACCUACCAGGAAAGUGAAGUAAAGAAAUUAAAUAAAGUUCCUAAGAAGGACAUUCAAGAAGUGUUGAAAUGGAGUUUUGAUGGACUAGAUUGUGAAGAGAAAGAAAUGUUUCUUGACAUUGCUUGUUUCUUUAAAGGGAAGCAUCGAGACUAUGUAACAAGGAUUAUGGAUGCUUGUUAUGACUCUGCACAUUCGGGAAUUGAGAAUCUCAUUGAUAAAUCUCUUAUAUCUGUUUCACAAAAUCAGAUAGCAAUGCAUGAUUUAUUGCAACAGAUGGGUUGGAAUAUUGUACGCGAUGAAUCACCUUUCAAGCCUGAAAAACGCAGUAGGCUGUGCAUUCCUGAGGACAGCAUAAUGUGCUAUCAGAAAACAAUGGGAACGGAAAGGCUCACUGGCAUUUUACUUGAUAUGUCCAAACUUCCAAAGUUGGAAUUGGAACCGACAGCCAUGAUGAAGAUGCGAAAGCUUAGAAUUCUCAAAUUCUAUCAUUCUUGUGGAAGAAUCUUACUUUUUAAAGGGCUUUUAUCAUUUCCUGAGGAGCUAAGGUACCUUCACUGGGAGGGAUACCCUUUGAGAUCUUUGCCCACCAAGUUUGAUCUAAGGUACCUAGUUGAACUUGAUAUGAGGGAGAGCCAUCUCGAACAAGUCUGGGAAGGACAACAGGAUUUAGUAAAUUUGAAGGUUAUCAUACUCGACUAUUCCCGGAACCUUGUAAGAAUCCCGGACCUCUCAAGUGCCACAAAUCUUGAAGAGAUAAACCUUUCCGAUUGUUCUAACUUGCGUGACCUUCCUUCAUCCCUUCAACAUCUUGAGAAGCUAACUCUUUUGAAUUUCAGAAAUUGUGAAAAUCUUAGAUCUCUGCCUAGCUUUUACAAAGCCACAUCCCUCACCAACCUUGAUCUUAGAGGCUGCUCAAAUCUGUGUAGUUUUCCUGAAAUCAUGGGCACCAUGGAGAGUUUGAGGCAUCUUGAUUUAAGCGGGACGGCUUUGAAGGAAUUACCAUCCUCAAUUGAAAAUCUUAUUAGUCUUGAUUGCUUGAGCUUGAACUACUGUGAAAACCUUAUUGGCCUUCCUGAUAGCUUUUAUAAAUUGAAAUCUCUUGAGACAUUCUAUCUUCAUAGUUGCUUGAGAUUGGAGAUUUUCCCAAAAGUCAUGGACACCAUGGAGGAACUAUAUAAACUUGAAUUACCAUUCUCAAUUGACAAUCUUAUUGGUCUUGAGUAUUUGAGCUUGCACGACUGUGAAAUCCUUGUUUGCCUUCCUGACAGCUUUUAUAAAGAAUUACCAUCCUCAAUUGACAAUCUUAUUGGUCUUGUGUAUUUGAGCUUGAACAAUUGUGAAAACCUUGUUUGCCUUCCUGACAGCUUUUAUAAAUUGAAAUCUCUUAGCACAUUCAAUCUUAAAGGUUGCUCGAGAUUAGAGAUUUUCCCAGAAGUCAUGGACACCAUGGAGGAACUGUAUGAACUUGAUUUAAGCAGAACGGCUUUGAAGGAAUUACCAUCCUCAAUUGAUAAUCUUAUUGGUCUUGAGUAUUUGAGCUUGAACGACUGUGAAAACCUUGUUUGCCUUCCUGACAGCUUUUAUAAAUUGAAAUCUCUUUUGUGUCUUAGUCUUUGUGGUUGUUCAAAUCUAGUUGUAAAAAACUUGUUUACUACAGUUGGACGCAGACCAGUGAAUCAGAAAGACCUCCAUGGGUUAUCCUCGUUGAAGAAGUUAGAUUUAUCUGACAGCAAUCUUGAGAACUUGCCCACAACCAUCAAACAAUUUCCUUUGCAUGAGUUAAUCUUGCGGAAUUGCAAAAGACUGAAAUCAUUACCAGAGCUUCCACCAAGCCUGGAAUGUUUAGAUGCACAUGACUGUACUUCAUUAGAGGAUGUCUCAAGCAUUAAGAAGCUUUUUGAGCAAGCACUGAUUUGA
This is a messenger RNA of Gossypium arboreum, 3405 nucleotides long. RefSeq names its product disease resistance protein RPV1-like. NCBI's taxonomy places the organism in Eukaryota, Viridiplantae, Streptophyta, Magnoliopsida, Malvales, Malvaceae. Gene Ontology annotation, molecular function: protein binding; ADP binding. The coding region runs from base 1 to 3405 and encodes 1134 amino acids. The record is from RefSeq and is a predicted model, not a curated record. Gene Ontology annotation, biological process: defense response; signal transduction. The transcript has 8 exons.